This is a messenger RNA of Nematostella vectensis (starlet sea anemone), 3694 nucleotides long. Its product is annotated as solute carrier organic anion transporter family member 4A1. Gene Ontology annotation, molecular function: protein binding. The record is from RefSeq and is a predicted model, not a curated record. Bases 162 to 2234 code for a protein of 690 amino acids. NCBI's taxonomy places the organism in Eukaryota, Metazoa, Cnidaria, Anthozoa, Actiniaria, Edwardsiidae. The transcript is spliced from 11 exons. Gene Ontology annotation, biological process: transmembrane transport. Gene Ontology annotation, cellular component: membrane.
ACUUGGUUUGACGCUAUUUGACCCCAAAUACAUGAUAUUAGCAAACUCCAGUAAGUAACGGUAAGCUUACACAGAUCUGCAGCCAAGACGCAGCACAUUCGACUCGCAUCAAACUCUAAAGAACUAUUCAAGCAACUUCAGAGAGGGCCUUUAGUAUACCUAUGAUGGUUGACUCCAACACGGAAAAACUUCUGUCAAAUGAUAUCAACAAGAAUGAAGAGACCCCCUCUCCUCUUGUCAAAUCAACGGAGCGGUCCUGGGGCGAGCACUCGUGGGGAUGGCGUGGAUUUCGACCGAAGUAUCUCCAGUUUAUCAAUAACCCUAAGGGCUUCAUGGUCUUCCUGUGUAUAUUUGGCCUAUUGCAAGGAAUGGCCAUCAACACAUUUGUAAAUCAGGCUUUGCCGACUUUGGAGCGGCGUUUCGGCUUCAACAGCAAGCAGGCCGGCUUCAUCCCCUCCUCCAAUGACAUCACCGCCAUUAUAUUGGUGGGUGUGGUCAGCUUCUAUGGGGGAGUCGGUAACCGUCCCCUCUGGCUUGGUGCUGGCUCCAUCAUCACAGCAUUAGGGACGUUGAUAUUCACUAUUCCUCAGGGACUCGUCGGGGAGUAUAUACCUCCUGAACUGAAAGCGGGACGCUUCCUGCUUUGCCAAACCAAAAUAAACGUCACCGCAGACGACAGUUUGUGUAACUUAGACGACACCGUCUCUUCGUCAGGAAUCCACUACUUCCUUUUCGUGCUUGGGCAGCUGAUAGCCGGUGCUGGGGCCACACCUCUCCAUACCCUCGGCCCCGCCUACCUGGACGAUAAUGUCCAUCCGCAGUAUAUCGGGAUUUAUUUCGGGGUCUUCUACUUGACCGUGUUUCUUGGUCCAGGAUUGGGGUCUAUUCUAGGCGGCAAACUGCUAGGGAUUUGGAUCGAUCUCAAUGUCCCCAAGGGAGUACGCAUCACGCCAUUCGACCCGCGCUGGAUGGGGGCCUGGUGGCUUGGCCCAUUGGGCAGCGGUGUCAUCCUGGUAGUAGUGGGUCUUAUCAUCACAGGGUACCCGCGUAUGCUACCAUCAGGCGUCGCCCUGCAAGCCACCAAGAAACGCAGGGCCCCCCCUCGAGUCUACAAGAACCUGUCGGAUAAAUUGAAGGACAUCAUUCCUGCCACCAGAUCUCUGCUGACAAACCCGGUGUACAUCUGUCAGAAUCUGGCCUUGACUGCAAGCGUUUUCUCUUGGAUGGGUAUUGGCCCUUUCAUGUUCAAGAUUAUUCGCAGUCGCUAUGGUGCUAGCCCAAUGAUGGCUGGAAUUGCGUCUGCGAUCAUUGUUAUUGGGGGAUGCGGUUUAGGCAUGAUGUUGGGUGGACUUAUCGUCAAGUGGAGGAAGAUUGAGGAGAGCAAGCGCGCCGCUAAGUACACGUUCUUCCUACAGCUCCUGGGGAUAUGGUCCAUGUGGUGCUUUCUCAUCCCCGGAUGCUCAAACUCCAAAUAUGCUGGCUUUGAUGUCCCGUAUCACAAUAGCUCUAUGGUGAAAGGUUCUGACAUGACGCUUGGAGCGUGUAACUCGGCCUGUCAUUGCUCAACUGCACAGUUCCGUCCGGUUUGUGGGCCGGACGGCGUUUCCUACUACUCGCCGUGUUUUGCGGGCUGCAAGGCCAGUCUCGGAAUGAGGGGUUUCACCAACUGUUCCUGCGUGCCGGAUUUUGUCGUAAACGCCACCACCACGCUGUCCAGCACAAAUGGAAUCGUGCUGCAGAAUGACGGGUGCAUUCAAGAUUGCAAGAACCUGCCCCUCUUUGUGAUUGGACUGAUUAUAACUGCCAUGUUCAGUCUGACGAAUGCCGUUCCCAGUAAAAUAACCACCAUGAGAUGUGUCUCCGAUGACGAGCGAUCAUACAGUCUCGGAAUCCAGUUCAUCUUCAUGCGUCUUUUCGGCUCUCUCCCCGGUCCGAUCAUCGUGGGUUACAUCAUUGACCACACGUGCACGAUGUGGAAGACCGUCUGCGGCGAACGCACAAACUGCCUUAACUACAACUACGACCAGCUUGGUUGGAUCCUCGUCUAUUACGGCGUACCGACACAAGUUCUCUCUGUCCUGUUCUACUUUCUCUCGUGGCACUUCACCAAGAGGGACAGCGCUACACAGACGGCAUCUGAAGUCAAGAUGGAUGACAUCGCCAUGGAAACCAAGCCUGUACUUUCAGAUGAAAUUCACGAAGGAGACAAACACGAGAAAAAUGGACACGUCUAAUAAAACCGUCCUUUUGGAACAAAUUCAUACCCUCACUCCCCCCAUGGGGGAGCAAUGCUAGGGAAGAGCUCCUGCAUAGAGCUCCCAUCUUCUUGCGUAUGCUAAAGAGGUUUCUCUUCCGUUAGCGCAUGCGCAAGACUAUGAGACCGCAGUAACUGCACAUGCUCAAGGACCCAACGAUCUUUUAGGCCACUCUCCAAGGUUUUCCUGGCCGAAGAAACGCUGGGUCCGAGUAUCUGCCUAGCGUAGUAACGUUCCCAUUCAUUGUAUUAAUGCACUUCCUAUUCGUAGUUAGGUAGAAGUAUGAUUAGGUGGAGGUGGAACAUAAUUUUCGAGGUAUGGAGGCUUGGGGAAGGGUAGGUAAUAUCAAUUGGUUUUAAGCGGGGGGUCAUUUUCUCCGAGAGGUAACAACUUAAUAACUGGCAGUUGUUCUCCGUUUUGGACCUUCCAGUCACGAGGGGUACUUCUUCAGAUCCCCUGGCUACGGGCCUGGGACCACCUUUUUAUUUGAGGUUUUUAGUAACGCAUGAUUUCGGGAGUCUUGGGAAGUACCACUAGUACAAGGGGUAGUGUCAUCACCACCCAUUCACAUUGUUUAAUUUUGGGAGACGAAAGCUAGCACAGUCACAAAUUCUCGAACAUAAGCGUGGCCUACGGAAAAUCCAAAACUUUCGCAACUGGAAACAGUGCCCUUUAAAAAACCAAUACCAACAUUCCAUACGUCGAUUAUAAAUUUAUUUCCUAAUCCAAAGUCAAUUACUAUAAUGUAUUAACAACCUUUUCCAUCCCUUACAAAAUAAAUUUAUGUUCUUUAACAUGGACAGGUAUAUACUGGCAUAAGCUCAUUCAAGAAAUUUUGCACGCAGAAGUAUAUUACUUUUCGCAACGAAACCCCAUAAGACCAUACAUAGCCGUAUUUAAAAAAAAUCCUUUUAACAAAGUUGACAAAAAAUUAUAUUAAUCUCAAUCGCAAAAUAGACAAUUCUCUUUUCAAGACGUUAAUAAUUAAUACUUUCCAGAGCCAAUAUAGAUGUGGAAAAAGUGAAACAAAUGCGCGGAAUAUUAUGAAAUAUGCGUCCAAUAGAUACUGAAUGCGCUUUAGAUGAAAUGGUCUAGCAAUAAUUUUAAGGGGUUAUAGCCAACAUAUUUCCUCACGUUACUAUCUUACGCAAGCUACCGUGACCACCUUAAAAAAGUCUUUAGAAUGUUAGCCAAUAAGGGUACGAUAAAGGUAUUGAUUGAAAAUGUCCAAUCAACAAAAUGUCUGAUUGAACGUUUUGGCGAAAAUUUCCCAAAAUAAGAAGACCAUUAGUAUUCGGCCACGGUAGUGAGCGUCAUUAAUAAGGACACUGGUAGUUAGGAACAAACGUAUCAUUCAAUAACACAGUCAUUAAAUGCAAAUGUUUUCACAAAGUGUAUCAAAGCACGAAUCCUGAGAAUAAACAUACAAAUUUAACAAA